AUGAGUGUGGAGAAGCAAGUAAAAGUCAGCAGCUCUGCUGUGCGCUAUGGCGCAUCUUAUGGAAGCAACAAGCUCUUCUCUACGGCCAGGAGUAGCUAUGGAGGAGGCUAUGGAGGAGGCUUUGGAGGAGGCUUUGGAGGAGUUGGACUCUCCAGAGCUGUUGGGCUUGGGGCAGCAGCAGGUGGAGCAGGUUUUGGCUUACGAGGCGGCCUUGGACUGGCUGGUGGUGCUGCUCUGAGAGAUGGGUUAGGAUCAGGCUUGGGUGGGGGUGCAGGAGCAGGAUUUGGGUUAGGAGGUGGCAUUGGUGGUGCAGGAGGUAGAUUUGGAGGAGCCAUAGGUGUACUGAAAAGUCGCUUAGGAGGCAGAGGCUUCAAGAUAGGCAGCUAUGGUGGAAGUCCAUCCUUCCUAUUUGCUAGUGUCAAGCCAGGACUUGGGGGAUUGGGAAGCGGUCCAAGUGCUCCUGAUAUUCCAUCUAUUGACCCAUCCUUGCCCUCUGUGGACACUGUUCAAGUCACCCGCCUUAAGGAGAAGGAGGAACUCCAGAUAUUGAACAACAAGUUUGCCAGCUUCAUUGAUAAGGUCCGCAGUCUGGAGCAGCAGAACACCAUUCUGAAAGCCCAGAUCAAUCUGUACAACAGGAGUGACCCCAGUGCUCCGGCCAGCCCCGGAGUGGUCGCAACUACUGCCAUCGCUGGAUACAGAGCCCAGAUUGACAUUUUAUCUCAAACCAAGACCGCACUUUUGGCAGAAAUCGAUCAUUACAAGCAAGUGAUUGAAGAAGUCCAGUCCAAAUUUGAGGAGGACAGCGCAUCCACAAAGUCUCUGGAGUCAGAAUGGACUGCACUUAAAGAGGAUGUGGACCAUCUGUAUCUGACCAUCUUUGACUUACAGACAAAACUAACUGGGGUGGAAGAUCAGAUCACUCUGUCUAAACAGCUGUACGACGCUAGAGUCAGAGAAGUCCAGACCAUCGUCACCAGCGGCACAAAGGCAGCCAUUUCCAUUUCAUUUGACAACUAUGCCCAAGCGGUGGACCUGACUUCGGCCAUUUCUGAUAUGAAAGCACAGUAUGAAUUACUUGUCGCGAAGACCAAACAGGAGGCAUUUGCAGUGGCUCAGAGCAAGAUUUUUCUGGCAAGUGGUUCUUCCCAACCAUCCGUACAAGCACUCUCAGCCUAUAAAGAGGAAUACAGGACGCUCAAACAUCAGGUUGACUCAGUUCAACGUGAGAUUGAAAGGAUUAAGUCUUUGAACAUUCAACUGGAAUCUUCCAUAGCAGAAGCCGAAGUAAGCUCAACCAACGAGGUUGACACCUACCAAGAACAGGUCACAGCUCUCAAAUCUCAACUGGAUGACAUUAGAAAGCAAAUUGCUCACUAUUGUCAAGAAUACCAGGAUCUACUGGCCAUGAAGAUGGGACUAGACGUAGAGAUUACAGCCUACAAGAAGCUGAUGGACAGUGAAGAGUUAAGACUUAGCUCUGGAAGUGGCAUCACUGUUCAGAUGUCCAAAUCUUCUACCGGAGGAGCUGCAUCCAUAGGAGGUGGUGGAGCUGGUCUUGGUGGAGGCCUUGGUGGUGGCCUUGGAGGAGGACUAGGAUAUGGUCUCGGAGGAGGUCUUGGACUUGGUGGUGGCCUUGGUGGUGGCCUUGGUGGUGGCUUAGGGCUUGGCCUUGGUUCCGGACUUGGCAGUGGCAUCGGCAUAAGCCUUGGUGGUGGAGGAUUUGGAUCUAGCCUUGGAGGAGGAUUACAGUUUGGAAGUCUGAAUUCCAGCUCAAUAUCCUCUUCCACUGCUUAUUGAAGUUCACGAACCUGAUAUUAAAGAACAACAUCUGUUCCGAAUUUCUGAGAAUCCCCAUUGAACAGCCGCUCAGUGAUAACAG
This is a messenger RNA of Bufo bufo (common toad), 1882 nucleotides long. RefSeq names its product thread biopolymer filament subunit alpha-like. The record is from RefSeq and is a predicted model, not a curated record. NCBI's taxonomy places the organism in Eukaryota, Metazoa, Chordata, Amphibia, Anura, Bufonidae. Bases 1 to 1800 code for a protein of 599 amino acids. The transcript is spliced from 11 exons.